Molecule: messenger RNA, 349 nt
Organism: Symbiodinium sp. CCMP2456
Lineage: Eukaryota; Dinophyceae; Suessiales; Symbiodiniaceae
Source: the annotation of a GenBank genome assembly
AUGGCAGCCCGGAAUGGCAGUUGGCUGACGCCGAAGAAUGAACCUCCUCCCUUCGGCAUGGUGGCCGCGAGGCCCACUCCCCGAGAUCUGCUGUAUGUCUCCUCCUUCACUUCCGCUUGCAGGAGGAGCACUGUGGCGAUGACGUUCCAUAUCUGGCGGGCGUGCAGCCGUCACCACGGUCAGAUGCGACGACGACUCGUCGUCAAGGACUGGUUCAACUCGAGCGGGAGGAUUGUCUACAGAUGCUUCUCAGCGUGGGCCGUCCUGAUCUUUUGCACGGAAGGUGGGGCUGGAGUUUCCAGCCAGCAGGUGGUGGCCAAGGAGUCCAGGGCGUCGCUAUGGGACGACG